Messenger RNA from Durio zibethinus, 1914 nucleotides. Its product is annotated as 3'(2'),5'-bisphosphate nucleotidase 1-like. Gene Ontology annotation, biological process: phosphatidylinositol phosphate biosynthetic process; sulfate assimilation. The record is from RefSeq and is a predicted model, not a curated record. Lineage: Eukaryota; Viridiplantae; Streptophyta; Magnoliopsida; Malvales; Malvaceae. Gene Ontology annotation, molecular function: 3'(2'),5'-bisphosphate nucleotidase activity.
CUAAGGAAAAGAUUUAACAUUCAAUCGACCGAGUGAUUGACUUAUUGUGCUCUCGAGUUUUGAAAGAAACAGAAAAAAACUCGUACUUCUAAAUUAUUGAAUUGAAAUUAAAUACAUGUCUUUGAAUUAGUUGCCUCUUCUUUGUCAUCUCAUUUACUUGCCUUCUUCUUCUACACUGGUUGUGGCAAUGUCUUAUGAUAAAGAGCUGGCCGCUGCCAAGAAAGCUGCCUCUCUCGCUGCUCGUCUCUGUCAGAAAGUGCAAAAAGUUUUGCUGCAAUCAGAUGUUCAAUCCAAAAAUAAUAGAAGUCCUGUAACAGUAGCUGAUUAUGGCUCACAAGCACUGGUUAGUUUUUUGCUGCAGCAGGAAUUUCCUGCUGGAUUCUCAUUAAUUGCCGAAGAGGAUUCUAAAGAUCUUCGCAAGGAUGGUGCCCAGGAAAUAGUAGAGCGCAUUACAAAACUUGUGAACGAUUCUCUAACUAGUGAUGGAUCAUACAGUGUUACUUUAUCGACAGAAGAUGUUCUCAAGGCCAUUGAUAGUGGCAAAUCUGAAGGUGGUUCUGAAGGUCGACACUGGGUUUUGGAUCCUAUAGAUGGCACUAAAGGGUUUCUGAGAGGAGAUCAAUAUGCAGUAGCCUUGGCUUUGCUAGACAGAGGAAAAGUUGUUUUAGGUGUGCUGGCUUGUCCAAACCUUCCACUAACUUGCAUCAGUGGUGCUGAUCGGCAUUCUCCAAAUAAUGAAGUUGGCUGUCUUUUCUUUGCUGAAGUUGGUGGAGGAACUUAUAUGCAGCCACUUGAUGGUUCUUCAACGGUGAAGGUGCAAGUAAGUGCUGUUGAAAAUCCUGAAGAAGCAUCGUUCUUUGAGUCAUAUGAAGCAGCACACUCCAUGCAUGAUUUAUCUAGUUUAAUUGCCCAAAAACUUGGAGUCAAAGCACCACCAGUUAGAAUGGAUAGCCAGGUAAAGUAUGGGGCUCUGUCCAGAGGAGAUGGAGCAAUAUAUAUACGUCUUCCACGGAAAGGGUAUCGGGAGAAAAUAUGGGAUCAUGCUGCUGGAUCUAUUGUUGUGAGUGGUAUGGACCAAUUUCACUCCGUCUGCUACUUUCUCUCAAAAGCUGGGGGUGUGGUCACAGAUGCUGCAGGGAACCCAUUGGAUUUUUCCAGGGGAAGGUAUCUUGAUCUGGACACAGGCAUCAUUGUUACCAAUCAGAAGUUGAUGCCAUCACUGUUUAAGGCAGUUAGAGAAUCCCUGGAGGAGAAAGCUUUAUCCUUGUGAUUCUUUUUACAGGAAGGGUUUCAUCCUUUCCUCAUUUAAGCUUUUCAUAAUCUUUGUCGUUCAUUAUGCUUUCCUUCAGUGGUUUCUAUUUUCUCCCAAAUGCAUGUAGUUACAUGUACAAUUAGCAUGUAAAAGAAUCGGAUCAAUCAAGGAAAUUUUACAUAUAUUUCAUGUUGCAGAAUUCCUUUUGAGUAAUUAAGCACUAUCAAUAUCUUUUCUUUACUUUUAUAAUUUCAUGUUGCCCCUAAUAAUCUUUAAAGGUGGAGCCACCUAUACUUCAGUUCUAAAGUUCACCUAAUUGUACUUAAUUUGGUGAGACAAGAACAAAUGCGAGGUCUUAUGAAUGAAACACAUCACCAAAUUGAUUGCUCACUUCAAUUUUCAGAUAUAGAAGGAUCCAAGUGAAAAGCAACUAGAAGAUGUGAAAGAUAAAGCUACCCCUAAAAGAUUUCUAGGCGAUUUGUUUUUCUGACUACGUAAGGGUAAAAGCAGUGCAUGAUUUCAAAGUAGAGAAAUGGUAAAAAACUCAAAAAGAUUGAUAGAAAGGCAGAAGAGAACGACAAUAUUAAGGAAGUGCACAUACCUAUAAACUUUUUGUAACAUGAUGAUUGUUUCUCUCAAAGUAUUAAGCCAGGACUCGAAGC